Messenger RNA from Cherax quadricarinatus, 17938 nucleotides. RefSeq names its product E3 ubiquitin-protein ligase-like protein poe (gene poe). NCBI's taxonomy places the organism in Eukaryota, Metazoa, Arthropoda, Malacostraca, Decapoda, Parastacidae. Gene Ontology annotation, molecular function: zinc ion binding; protein binding. The record is from RefSeq and is a predicted model, not a curated record.
ACAUGACGUCACAACCAGCUCAGUCAUAAGCAACAUGGCGGCUACCAGUAGCGGUGUAGAGUGGGGUCAACUUGUUAAGCCCAUCCUAGCGGCGUCCUACGGUUCCCUCAACAAACAAGACAUUCCUGAGCUAGCUAAAGCUAUACUGAAGAGUAAAGAAGACAUUCUUCACCAUGAUGAGCAGUAUGAACCAUUUUAUGCAUCAUUCUGUGUACUGGCUGCUGAUUAUUUGGCCAGUAAUUCCCACCAGGUGAGUGUUGGAGGAGUGAGCCAGGCAGUCAGUGCAGCAAAAGUACUGCUGCAGUUUUUGGCAUGCCAUGUUGGGGCACCUCCUACUGCCAUAACCACUCCAGUCUCCCACUCCUCGACCUCUGUCUCCACUUCAACUACGACCAGCACAAAUGAGAAUGGCAGUAGUACUCCAGCUGUGGCUGUCCCUACAGCUGUCACUUCACCUGUAGCCAAAAGUACAGUGACUACAAGUAGCACAGUGCCACCUUCCACCACUGCAUCUAGUACAGUGACGAGUACAACUACCGUUACUACAACUACCACUUCUGCUGCUGCUGUUACACCUGUGACUGAGACCAGUGGAGAGAAGGAACGAAUGGUGUGUGUUCAUGACAAGCAUUUGCUUGCUGGCAUCAAAGCUCUGUGUCGUGGAUCUGGAGCUCUUCAUCGUGCUGAUCAAACAUCCCUGACAGCAGCCAUGAAGGCUGCAAAACUUCCACCGCACAUUAAGACUGUUGCUCCAGGUACACCUCCUCCAGCAGGAGAAAAAGAGUCUUCAUCAUCCAAAGAAGUUCGACGGGGGCGCAGUGAUCCCAGUGCUGUGAUACUGGAACAGUUGGUGUCACCUCUGCAUGAUCUAGGAGGCUCCAGACCACGUCCUCCUCAUUCUUCAACACCACCAGCCACUUCAGACAAGGAUACAGAUGGACCACUGAUUAGUGUGUCUGACUCUGGCCUGGAUAUGCGUAACUUGUUCGCUGGUCAGUGUGUAUCAGCUCUACAGAGUCUAGGUGGCGGUGAACAACUUAUAGAUGUGUGCCUCAAAUUGCCCACAAUCAUAAAAUUUACCCAACGGUACAAAGAUCUACUAGAAGGCAAAGGACAUGGCUUUCCAACCAAUAUUUCGGAGGCACUUGUUGUUAAAGCUGGACUGAACACCGUUGUGGUGGAACUUAGCACUGUUUGGCGUGUUAUGUCCCUGCCUCUCCUGGAGCCUUUGAAUUCUAUUCGCUUACAGAAGCUCUCCACAAUUGCAAUGGCUGCCUUGCUUGCUGCUCUUACAGUUUCUUGUGCCACUGCUAUUAUUGCAGUAGCAUCACAGGGCACAUCUUCAUCCAAGACGCCUCCGCCGCCACGUGAAGAUGAUUUGGAUACUGCAGCUCCUGCAAUUGCUGAAAAAGCUCUGGAUCUCUUCAAUGUAAUUCUAAAUGCUGUGCGCUCUUCAACAAGAGCUGGCGGACAUCAUGUGCAAAACCUGCAGUUGAUGGGGUCUUGGUUAAUAAUGACUGGACUCCACCAGUUGAUGCUUGUUGUCUCUUCUGCUGCUGCAAUGCAAGACAAAAAAGAUGAUAAAGGACGAAGCCCCAGCAAAAAAGAUUCUGCUUCUGCAAGGAUAAAUCUAACAAAGGUACAACAAGGUUUUGGUGUGGUAUGUGUGGCACUAGCCUCUCAAGGUGUAACCCUAAUGACUGGACUCUUAGAGGAUGUUAAAGUUGAAGGAUGGACACCUCCCCGUCCCCCUGAACCUGCUCGCCUAGAUCCCUUGGAGGCUUAUACAGCGACUGAGCGUUUGUGCCGGUUGUUUUCUGCUGUUCCACUGAAUCAGCUGCUGUUUUACCUUGCUACCAUUUCAUACAGAAAGGCUUGCAGUCUAAAGCGAACCCAUCGUGCCAUGGGUGAAGGAGAUACCUUCAGCAUCUCAGACUCGACUACAUACUAUGAGGAUGACUUCUCUGAAGGGAGUCUUGGAGAGGAAGACUGUGGCGAUAACCCAGUACUUGGCCCCGCAACAGACGACGACUCGGUUAUCAUUGGUGCCUGGUUUGAGGAGCCCACUACACCUGGUGAAGGAGGCGACGACCCAGUCUCAGGAGGAGGCCAAGGCAAUAGUGAUUCGUCGUCGUCCCCGGAUGACUCUCAGGCAAAGACCCCACACCGCCACAACUCGGAGGUCACUACCAUUGUGCCAGAGAAGGGGGAGCCUCAUGGGUUCAUAUCACUGGCAUCACAUAUAUUUCUGCUGAUGAACAGCUACCUUGUUGAGAGUGAGUGUGCUUAUGUACAGCAGUACGUACGUGCGGGAUUGGCUGAGACACACAUGGUUGUCUUGGCUGCAAUAAUACGUGACCUUGACAGGGAAACUGCCAGGUCAGACUCUGGAAGUCUUACUGGAUACUUGGGCCCUGUACUUGGCUCUCUCUAUGAUGAAUUCUCAUAUGCCCUGUAUCGCUACACUCACAAUGUGAUUGCGUCAGGGUUAUUGAGUGAGACCUUGCAGAACACGCUUCUUGGCCAACUUGGUGUUUCUCCUUGGACACCAGAUGGAGACUGGCCUUUACAGGUUCUGCCACGCACUCUCACAGUCCUGGCUCAGGUUCUCUUGUUACGUCAGCGUCGAGACAAGGAUGAACUAAAGUGUGAUUCCGACACAGCCUGUGUUCUAAUUUGGCACCGUGUUAUCACCACCUUAACCAAGUCUGUCACCAAUUUGCCUGCUCCAGACGCGGAGACUGAAGACCUGAAUGUGGAGCAUGCCCAGCUCCUGUUAUUCCUUUUCCACUCCCUACAACUAAUGCAGAAGAAGAGUGUGCUGCUGAAUGUUGCCUCGGCUGUAGUGAAUGUUGCAGCGGUGAUCAGUACACCCAUGAGGGACACACAGGUUCUUCACCUGGCUCGCCUCCUCCUCAUAUUUGACUAUCUGAUGAAGAACCUAUAUGAAGCACCACAAGUUUUGAUAGAACAGGUCCAGUGGAACCUUUUCAAACCUAUUUCUCAUCAGUGUGAUACCCAGACUUCAGGAAAGGAUACAGGAAAUGGUUCGGGAGGAAAAAUGUACCAUGUAUGGCGUGAUCUGGAAGACAACUACCGGAAAAAUUACUCUCAUGAGGACACGGCAGUACGACCCAGGUUCUACACACUCACUCCUGCUGAGACUAAUACCCAAGACACCCCUAAACUGGAUGGGCUGGCUUGCAGUUUCAUCCUAGCCACACCAGACACACUCAAGUAUGGUGCAUUAUAUGACACUCUUGUCAGUCUUUUGGGAAUAGGCUGCCAGAAUGACCCAAGCUUACGAAGUGCUAAUGAUGCCCAGCUGACUUAUCUGGGACUCUGUGGUGUGCAGUAUGCGUUCUCUUUGGCCUACCGACUCCUCCUCACAAUGCCACCUUCAGUUUCUGCUCUAGAAGCUAUGGCAACCACCGAGACCAAACUUGAGGGAUCUCAUCUGCUUCAUGCACUCUUAUGGGGCCCUCGUGCUUCACACAAAAUAUUCAAUGGAUGGAUAAAGGAUGGACUAGUACGCCAAAGCUUGACCACUCAGAAAGCAGAUGCCUUAUUGAAAUCUGUUGCUAAAACCAUGUGCAAUCUGAAACAUGAUCUUAAGGUUGCCAAUCACCUCAUCACUUCCUUGAGUAAGAGCUAUGCUUCAAUGGUGGGUUCACCACUUACGAGCUCUGAGCAACUGCCAGCAUUCUCUGACCUCUACAUGCUGGAUACAGUGUUAGCACGUCUUCAAGUGACUCUUGAUGAUGCUUGUCAGAAGGGUGAUGUUGAUCUCCGCUCCUGUGAAGGUGCAGAUCUUCUCAGAGCUUUGGAUAUAUCUGCAGAUCAACUUCCCAUUUCUGGUCUUUUGACUUUAAUACAAGCUCUAGCUUGUGCUACAAGAUGGAGCCUUUUGCAGCAAAUGAACAGUGUUCUUGAGGAAGGUAGCAGGUUACCUCCAGAGGCCUUGGAUGCCUAUUGUUCAGUGUUAGCAGUGUCUGGGGGCCAUGUACCUCGUGCAGGUCCACACCCUCCAUGCCUUACUCGAGCAGCCCUGCCUGCCCCACUCAAAACUGCACUAGACAACUGGAAUGCAAAUAACAUGACUGAUUUUCCAGCAGCACGUGCAUGGAGAAACAGCAUGAGUGGAGAUGUCCUUCCAGGAGAGACUUACGUGUCAGGCGUUGUAAUGGGUCAUGUGUCAACUCUUUCGGCUCAGCCUGCCUUCACCAUCAACUUUUCACUAAAGCACGUCAUGCAUACCCUUGUCACAUUUGCAACAGAUCUGGCAGGGUAUGUUACACUUCAUAGCUGGUGCAGUGACGAUGAGAAGACUGGAGGGCUUCUGACCAACACCCUUGUAAGCCUGGCUGUUGAUGCUACAUGUGACCAUGUCUCUGAAUGCGUGUCGAGUGCAAUCGAUCGUCUCUUACCUGCUCAAGAAGGCACAGAAUCCUCAACAUCUCCUGACCCAUUCCAUCUCACCCUUUACUCUCAUUUGCUCACACACGUAGAGUCUCUUUUGCAGACGGCUGCAGCUUGUGAUGGAGUUGUAGAUGAACAGAUUUUGGAAGGCUGCACAAAUUUCCUGGAAGAACUGCUGGAGGUACCAACUGGGAAGUUGGCUCUGGACAAGUUUCUUGCAGAGUCCCACUUUGCUUCAGUUCUUCUUAGUCCACCCAUCAGUGGGGAUGUAAAAUCUUCAAAUCUCCCCACUCAUAUUAUCAAGUUCUUUAUUCGCUUGUUCCAGCUUGCUGAGAAAACACCAACGGACCACACCUUAGCUUCAGUAUGUAGUCGAAUUUCUGUGGGGUCUUGGCUGGAAUCUGGGAUACUUCAAGGAUGGCUCUCGACUCAUCUUUUGACUUCUACACCCACUAAUGAUGCUGAGGCAGCACCAAACAGUUGGCAGUUGUUGAGGACACUUACAGCUUACAUAAUUACUCAGGAUACACAGAAUGCUGAGGAGGUUGCUCAUGGUCUUUUGAAGUCCCUAGUUCCACUAGGGUCAUCCCUGGUUAUUGAUGGUAAUGAGGGUCUUGCUAGUAUGACACACUUGCUGUCUGUUAUGUCCUCUUUAGCAAGUGCUGGAUCAGGAGCAGGUCAUGUUACACUCUUCAGGGCUGCUACACAGUGGGUCACACAGUGCAAGCAGCACCUAGUUGGAGAAAGUGACAAGGGACUACUGGAGGCAAUGUGCCAUUUACUUUCAUAUGUCAGUGAUGUUGUGGCUGCUCUUAAGGUCAACAGUGAACGUUGGGCUGUUGCUUAUCGAAGUGGAAUGACUUCACCACCCUAUGAACUGGAUUUAACUGUUGACAAUGACUCUGAUUGGGUGGAUGAUUUAACACAAGACGACGAUGAUAGUGCUGGUGAAGACUCUGAUGAAGACAGCAUGUGCAACAAGCUUUGCACUUUUACACUGACACAAAAGGAGUUCAUGCACCAGCACUGGUACCAUUGUCACACCUGCCGUAUGGUUGAUGGUGUUGGAGUGUGCACUGUGUGUGCACGGGUGUGUCACCGGGGACAUGAUGUGACCUAUGCAAAAUAUGGAGCAUUCUUUUGUGACUGUGGAGCUAAAGAAGAUGGUUCAUGCCAAGCUCUUGUUAAACGAAGUCCUGCAUCAUACGAGGAUGGUGUGGGAUCCUCUAGUGGUCCAGCUGCAUUUGGAGUGGAGCCUCUCCUGCCAUCCUCUCUCCGGCGACGUCCUUCCUCACCUUCACAAGGCUCUCAGUCUGAUAAGCAUCGUGAUGAUACAUACAAGCAGAGGCAGGCAUUAGCAAAGAAAUUAGAGAAUGUGCGAGAUUUAUUAGUCGGUGAAGUAAGUAGCAGUGAGGUUGCUGCUACGGUGUUAGACCUGUUGUCCGACUUGAUGCCCACCAUUCAGGAGAGUGCAGCAGAUUCCAGCUCAGUGGGGUCUUACCAACGUGCACUCGCUGCCCUGCACCAAGUACAUACUGCCUCAAAGAUAGUGGAGCCAUCAGAGCAGCUUAUGGUGGCCACACUAGGAUCUCAAGAAGGGGCUUUUGAAAACGUAAGGCUUAAUUAUUCCGGAGAACAGGGACAGACAAUCAGACAGCUUGUGUCUGCUCACAUGAUUCGACGAGUGGCCAUGUGCUGCUUGGCCUCACCAGGUGGCAAGAGGCAGCAUCUAGCAGUGUCUCAUGAAAAGGGCAAGAUAACAGUUCUGCAACUUUCUUCCCUCUUGAAACAACAUGAUUCUGCUAAGAGGAAACUUACCUUGACACGUUUGUCUUCUGCACCGGUCCCAUUCACUGUUCUGUCUAUCACUGCUAAUCCAGCCAAUGAUGAUUAUCUUGCUGUUUGUGGACUUAAGGACUGUCAUGUUCUAACCUUUGCAAGUGCUGGCAGUGUUUCGGAUCAUCUGGUACUACAUCCUCAGCUGGAGUCAGGAAACUACAUAAUCCGAGCUGUGUGGUUGCCAGGCCAGCAGACCCAGUUGGCACUCGUUACUGCUGAGUUUGUGAAAAUAUAUGAUCUUAGCAUUGACUCGCUCUCUCCUCAGUACUUUUUCCUGCUUCCCUCUGGAAAGAUCAAGGAUGCCUGCUUUGUGUGUGCUCAGGAUGAUGGGUGUUACCUUGUAGCUAUGGCAUCAUCAGGCUACAUGUAUACACAGGUAUUGAGUGAGGAGAGUUCAGCACAGCAUGGACCAUUUUACGUUACUAAUGUUCUUCAAGUUCAGCACCAAGAUCUUAAGGAUUGCAAUGGCCAGAUAGGUGGUGGUGGAGUGAGUGUAUACUACUCUCACACACUUCAGGUCCUCUGCUUCAGUUAUACUCAGGGCAAGAGUUUCAUUGCUCCUCUUAUAUCCAUCAAUGAGAAUGAGAAGGUAGAGAAGAUGUUUGCUGUAAGUGUUAAAGGAGGCAAUGGUUCUGGAGGAAGCAGUAGUAGCAGCAGCAGCAGCAGUAGCAGUAGUAGCAGCAGCAGUAGCAGCAGUAGUGGUGGCAGUGGGGGUAAAAUGGUUCCUCAGCCUCUUUGUCAAUGGGGAGAGGUCACUGGUCAUCCUGGGCUCAUCACAUGUCUCACUCAGUCAAGUAAUAAUCCAGUAAUUUUGAUGGUGAAACCAGAUCAUAUCCUUAUUCAAGAGAUUCGUGUUUUGCCUGCUAAGAGCAAAAUGACGGACCUUGUGGCCUUGCGACACUCUUGGUCGCCUAAUCAUGAAGCCAAGACUACACUCAUUCUGCUUUGUGAAGAUGGCUCACUUAGGAUAUAUAAUGCCAACCCCCAGACUACAGAUUUCUGGUUGUCGCCACAGAUGCAAGUUCUCAGUGCUAUUUCCUCACUACGUCCUUCCAGGAAGAAGAAAACUCCUAAACUAGGACGACCAUCAGGCUCCGUUGUCUUCCCAGUUGAUUUCUUUGAGCACUGUUCAGUGAUGAAUGACAUUGAGUAUGGUGGUAAUGACCUGCUACAAGUUUACAAUGUACAGCAGUUGAAGAACAGACUUAACAGCCAAGGCAUGUACAUAGCUUCAACAAAGCCAGGAGGAUUCCAGCUAGAGGUAACCAACAAUGACUCAACCCUGGUUAUCUGUGGCCUGAGGGUUGCUGUUGGAGCUGUUGAUACCCAGAGGGUCCCAGCAUACUUAGAGAUAUUUGGAAGAAGCGUUUCAAUUGCUGCUACUCGAAGCCGCUGGUUUGAUAUUCCACUAACACGUGAGGAAUCACUGCAGGCAGAUAAACGCAUUGUUAUUAGUUUUGGACCCUCGGCUGACCCAUCAAAUAUUGCUAUGGUUGACUUUGUAAAAAUUUACGGAAAAACUAAGGAGGACUUUGGAUGGCCUGAGGAACCGGAGGACUUCUCAACUACAGUUAGUGGGACUGGAGCUAGUGGAUCAACUGGCGGUGGCAGUGAAUCAACAGCAACAGGAGGAACAGCCUCUACACCCCUGCCUCUAACAGCUGUUGAUCGCCUUGUGUCUGCUGCUCUGGAAACUCUUGAUGGCUGCUUUGUUGCCACGCCAGCUGAAAAGAUUGUAGCCAGAGCUGGAGCUUUAGACUUGGCAACAAAAUUACUCAAUCUUCCUCUACCUCCUACCGUGCAAUCGCUGUUUUCCUUUCAGCAUCACACCCGGACUCUGCUUGCAUCACUGCAUCAGAGUCGAAUGGCAUACCACAAUCACAAGGAUGGAGCACAGCUCGCCAGCGUUGUGGACUCCUUGAAUAACCUUCGUCGUGUAACGGAACCUCAGCAGCUGGACUGUGAAGCUUACCAUCGUUUGGUUGUAACUGCAAGAAAUGUGGCUGCGGCUAGACCACAUAAUCUGGUCAAGUAUACAGAGAAAGUAUCAGCAGACAUGACUUUAGUUCAGUCAGAAGAUGACAACAAAAAGCCUGAAGCCACAUCAUCAUCUCCCAGUCAAAAGACAGAUGGAGAUGCUUCACUCUCAAAGAAAAGUGACGGAGACUCUACUUUAAGCAAGGCAUCUGACACAACUUCCGACUCAGAAGGAACACUGGAGGGUGGUGAUAGCAAUGGCAAUGACAUUACCAGUGAUGAGACUCACUUCUUGGCUCAGCUGAUGAGUGUCUUUUGGGCUCUCCACAGUGCCAAGCCCACCAAUCUUUUUCUUACUCCUAUGUGUCAACCUGGUUUGACCCAUGUUGAAGCUACAGUGCAGGCAGUAGUUGAGAUCAUCCAUGCUUACACUGUUUGCUCACUGUCAGCAGUUCCUCUUGCUGUUCGUCUCUAUACCGAAUUAUUACUUUGCUCUGACACAUCAGUUAGUUUCGGUGCAAAACAAGCCUUGAUCAGAGUGUUACGACCUCGCCACAAGAGACGCAAGGUUUUCAUUCCCAGUCCUCCAAGAUGCUCUACACCAGGUGUUGGUGUGGAUGACACUGAGAAGCCAACAGUGACACCGCAGGAAACUGGAGGAGCUGCCUUGGUUGAGCCUCCAUUUGAAGGAGCAGAAGCUGCUGACCCAAUAGCUGAAGCAGGUGGUGGUGGCGAUGGUCUUGAUGCGCUGGGAGUGUUGGGGGGCGGCAGUGGUGGUGGUGGUCUGGCACUAAGAGGAGCUCUGAUGGGAGGCAUGCUUGACCUCCCCGCUGAUGAUGACGAUGCUAUGAUGGAGUUGGCCAUUGCACUUUCCUUGCAUGAAGAACAAGGUCAGGCCCCAGCUGAUUUAGGAAACCUUCAUCCAGGAUUGCAAGGUUUGGUUGGUGGACUUCCUGGCUUGCAUCGCCUCCAAGGACUGAGUGGGCAGGUACUGCACAGUCUGCAAGUGUUAGCUGCAGGAGGUAUGCCUGGAGGAAAUGCUCAGGCCAAUGCACAAGAGGUACAGCAGGAUGCUAGUGAUGAAGCUGAAGGUGUUGAUGUGGAAGGUGGUGAUGGACAAGAGAAUGGUCAUUACUCUGACACAACUGCUUCUGCAAAUGGUUCUGAUGAUGAUGAUGGUGAGGGCUCAACAGCUGCUACUGAUGGCUCCAAUUUGAGGGCUUCACCUGCAGAGCAUGCUGGAAGUGCAGGAAGCGAGUCUGGAGGCUCGGUGGUCGAGAGUCUGGGAGGCGAGCACAAUGUGUCUGGCCGCAGCUCAGCAUAUGGUGACACUGGACAUGAAACAGGAUCGGCUGGUCUUCGUGAAGGAGCAGCAGCUUUACCUGCGACUUUACAGGGUGAACUGGUUGAGGAGGAACUCCCUGAAGGUGGUGUUGGGCUACACACACUUCGCUUGGCUCUUCUAGAUUCUCUCGUACAGCGUGUUCCUUCACUAUCCUCGGUUGGAGGGGUCACAACAAUACCAUUCUUCCAAGUCCUACUGAUGCUGACAUCUGACCUUGAUGGUAAUGAAAGUCGAGACCGGGCCAGCUUGGAUGCCGUCUUGUCUGCUCUAGUAACACAACUAAACAUGAGUAGCAUUGAUGUGGCGACAGUUUCAGAGCGUACACCCAGCAAGGAAGUCCAGUUGGUUGUAAUGAGACUUUUGAGUGUAAUGAUGUCACGAAGCAAGUCUGGUGCUCGAUCAAGUAGUGACAGCUCCAGUGUGAUACCUCAGGCGACAGCCAGCUGCCUUGUACGUUCAGGAGCCAUGGACCAUUGCUUAGUCAUACUGAAAGCCCUGCUAGAAUACUGGAGGGCUUCUUCUAAGGAGCAAAGUGGUACUGUGAUUGGUGCAGGCUUAUUGAAACCACGUCCACUAACCUUGCCACCAGAUAUGUCACCAUUCUUCUUGCGACAGUAUGUGAAGGGUCAUGCCCAUGAUGUGUUUGCAGCUUUCCCUCACUUGCUAACUGAAAUGGUUCUCAGACUGCCCUAUCAGAUGAAGAAGCUUGGAGAAGGAGGUCAGUUUGAGCCAGCCUGGUCCCACUACCUCUGUGAGUACAUGAUGACACAACAAACUCCAGUUGUGAGACGUCAAGUUAGAAAACUGCUGCUAUUUAUAUGUGGCCACAAGGACAAGUACCGCCAAAUGCGAGACAUGCAUGCCCUUGAUUACCACAUAAAGGAUGUGAAGGUGUUGUGUGCACAAGGAGGAUUUAGCUUCUCAGGUGGAGCCUCUGUCACCCCCAUCAGUCUUCCAUACGACUCCCUCAUUCAGCUGAUUGAGCAUCUCAAGUCGUGUGUGGACAUUGCUUCAUCUCGCACUCCAAACUGGCAGAAAUAUUGCAUGAAGGAUGAGAGUGUACUUGGCUUCUUGAUGGAGGUGUCUUGCCUGCUAGAAGAAGGUGUUGCCCCAACAGUCCUUCAACUUCUUCAAGCAGCACUGUGUCCAAGUUCCAAAAAUUCGGAAAACUCCAAGAGCUCUGGAAGCAGUACCAAGAGAGCAUCCAGUGAAGACAGUGAGGGAGAAACUAGAGGUGAAGAAGCUCACUGUGCUGCAUUAGUAGCACAGAUCAAUAGGUAUUUGGACCGCAACCGUAUAAGUCAGUUUGUACGUACGUUCUUAUUGGAAUCUAACUCGACGGGUGUAAGGUGGCAGGCCCAUUCGCUUGUUCUUGCCUUGUAUAAACACUCUCCUCCAAGAGACCAAGACACCCUUCUCACCCUCAUGUGGUCACUAUGGCCUCAUCUUCCUGCUUAUGGUCGAAAAGCAGCCCAGUUCGUAGAUCUGUUGGGAUACUUCUCUCUCAAAACUCAACACUGUGAGAAAAAGGUGAUAGAAUAUAUCAAUCGAGCUGUGACAGUUCUUCGAACGCAAUCUCAGCUCUUGGCCAACCACCCUAAUGCCAAUUUAUACAACUCCUUGGCUUCUCUGGUAGAGUUUGAUGGCUACUACUUAGAGUCUGAGCCAUGCCUUGUCUGCAACAACCCAGAAGUUCCAUUCACCAGUGUUAAAUUAUCCACAGUAAAGGUUGAUUCUCGCUUCACAACAACAACUCAGCUGGUUAAACUGGUUGGAAGUCAUAUGAUCAGUCGCCUGACACUUCGCAUAGCUGAUCUUAAGCGUACAAAAAUGGUCCGCACUCUUAACAUUUUUUACAAUAAUCGCUCAGUGCAAGCUGUUGUAGAACUAAAGAACAAACCAGCUAUGUGGCACCGUGCAAAGAAGGUGACCUUAUCUGCUGGUCAGAUUGAGGUAAAAAUUGACUUCCCUCUUCCCAUCAUUGCUUGUAACCUCAUGUUUGAGUACACAGACUUCUAUGAGAAUCUUCAGGCUUCUACAGAGACACUUCAGUGCCCUCGAUGCUCAGCAGCUGUGCCAGCAUCUCCUGGUGUCUGUGCCAAUUGUGGAGAAAAUGUUUACCAGUGUCACAAGUGCAGGGCCAUAAAUUAUGAUGAAAAAGACCCAUUCCUUUGCAAUGCAUGUGGUUACUGCAAGUAUGCCAAGUUUGACUACACUCUGCAGUGCCGACCAUGCUGUGCUGUGGAUCCUAUUGAAAAUGAGGAUGACCGUAAGAAAGCUGUACUCAAUAUCAAUACCUUGCUUGAAAAGGCUGAUAGAUCAUACAAGCAACUUCAAGCAUACAAACCAACCUUGGAGCUGUUACUGGUGCGCAUCAGUGAGCAAGGUGCUGUUAGAAGUGCCGAUGAAGGGAGCUCGGGAGGCACUCAGGUGAACCGAGCCAUACAGCAGCUGGCUCAGAAGUAUUGUGGUGACUGCAAAAAUUCCUUUGAUGAUCUCUCCAAAGUUAUCCAGCGAGUGCAGGCAUCCCGCAGAGAAUUAGUGAACUUCGACCGCUCACAAAAGGAUGGUGGAAAGAAAACUGUAAUAUCACCCUUGGGUCGAAGUGGAAUUGUAUAUAGUAACCCUGAAGAUGGAGCUGUAGCUGCUGGUCGUUGUUAUGGUUGUGCAGCAUCAGCAACUGAACACUGCAUCACUCUCCUGCGUGCUCUGGCCACAAAUGCUACAUUGAGAGCAUCCCUGUGUCAGCACGGAUUGAUAAAUGAUCUUCUAGAAUAUAAUCUUCGACGCGGAACCGUUCAGGUAAAGGUAAGAAGUGAAGUCCGUCAGCUCUUGUGUCUGUUGACAAAGGAUGAUUUGUCAGCCACUCAAGAGCUGAAUCACCUCAUCAUGGAUAAAAUAAGUGUAGCACUUCGCUCUCAUGUAACUUCACCAGACCUCGCAGCUGCUGUUAGACACGAGAUGGGUCUACUUGCUUCCUCGGCUCAGAAGGAAGAUUCAUGCUGGGAAUAUCGACUUAGAUGUGUUGUUCAGCUGUUCUUGAUGGCAGGUGGAUCUAAUGCUUCACCCACAGUAAUGGAGCACAUUACACUUCCUUGUCUUCGCAUACUCCAAGGGGUCAUGAGGCCACCUACACCUCCCCCGCCUCGCAAGAGUCGAGACAAGACACCUACUAGCUCUGUUACAGCUGCAACAGGGGCUGCAGGAGCUACAUCUGCACCUACAAUAACUGCUACAGAGUUUAUGGCUGCAUACCUUGGGGGAUCUAAGGUUGGUGUGGAUGUGAGCAAGUGGCUGGCAGGUGAUCCUGGACAUUCAUACGAGACUUGGAAGAAAAAAUUAGCAAGGAGAGUUCAGGAACCUGCCAUUUCCAAAAUGAAAAAAGAUGAGGUUCAUGAACGCUAUUUACUUGAGAAGUUUGGUUGCCGAUGGCUGGCUCGCACCAUCCGUCAUCAGUAUGACCUAAAGAUGCAAGAUUCAUCAUGGUUGCGCAGGGUCCUCUUUAAUCCAUCAUCACGAAUGGCUAGACAAGUGACAGCUCAGAUGAUGGAGUCUCUCUGCACCUCAGUGCAGCGGAAGAAAGAGGUUUUGGACAUGUUGACAACUUUCUUGCCAGAGAUUGGAAGAGCAGGCGAGAGUGCUGGUGAAUUUGUCUCACUGUAUCAGACACUCCUGGUGGGAGCCCACUGGAAGUAUUACUUAGCAUUAAAAGGAGUUCUACCUAUUAUAGCUAGUCUCAUCUCUUCAGAAAUCCAAUUGCUCACCACUUUAGAGGAAACCACACUUACCACUGAUCUCAGCCAAGGAUAUGCAUUAAAGGUCCUGACAGAAUUGCUCUCUCAAUUCAUUGAUGUUGAUUCCAUCAAGAGUGUAUACAAGGGCCGAUUGGUUGGCACAGUGCUGAGUGGUUACCUUUCCUUACGCAAACUGGUGGUUCAGCGGACUAAAUUAAUUGAUGACACCCAGGAUAAAUUCCUAGAGCUACUAGAAGAUAUGACAUCUGGGACUGAGGCUGAAACUAAGGAGUUCAUGGCCGUGUGUGUAGAUACACUAAAACAGUACCCACAAGAUGAUGUAAGAACACCUGUUUUUAUUUAUGAAAGACUGUGCUCGAUCAUAUAUCCUGAGGAAAAUGAUGUUGGAGAGUUUUUCCUUACUUUGGAGAAGGACCCCCAGCAAGAAGAUUUCUUGCAGGGACGCAUGGUGGGAAAUCCUUACAGUAGUAUGGACUCUGGAUUGGGACCUCUUAUGAGGGAUGUUAAGAACAAGAUUUGUCAAGACUGUGAAUUGGUAGCAUUAUUGGAGGAUGACAGUGGCAUGGAGCUACUUGUGUGCAAUAAGAUCAUCUCCUUGGAUCUACCUGUUAAGGAGGUUUAUAAAAAAGUUUGGCUUGCUGAGAACAGUGAAAGUGAUGCAAUGCGUGUUGUUUAUCGCAUGAGAGGUCUCCUUGGGGAUGCUACAGAAGAGUUUGUUGAGACCUUAGAUAAGAAGAAAGAGGAAGAUGUUGACAAUGAGCAAGUGUAUCGCAUGGCUGGAGUCAUGUGUCAGUGUGGAGGUCUUGAGGUGAUGUUGGAGUGUCUUCAGAGAAUUAGUGAUCUUUCAUAUGCCAGGGCUCUGGUCACAGUUCUUCUAAAGCUUUUCCAGUAUUGUGUGAAGGUGCGUGUAAACCGAGAACGUUUGAUGGUACCAUCAUUAAAUGCCAUUGCCACCCUUCUUCACACCCUGAAACAGUGCCUGGCAGCUGAGCCAGAAGUUGUUGCUGGUCCUCCUGGUGGAGCCUCCCUCACUGAGCAGCUGCUGCAGGUAUUGGAGGCAAUACUGGUUGAAGCUUCAUCUAUGCCUGCAGCUUCAUAUACCGAGUUUGUGGAGACAUGUGGCACAUUAGAAGACAUCCACUUGCUACUUAACUAUGUUGCUACGUCCUCUCGUACUAAUGCACAGGUUCGCCAACGCUUGAUGCGUGUUUUGCCAUUUUUGGUCUUCUGUCACAAAGAAAAGAUGGAGCUUUUGGUUGGACAUUUCCGUCCAGUAUUAGAUUUUGAGAAGUAUGAUUCUGAGCAUUCACCAGAGGAUGCUGCCAAGAUGGAGUCAUUCUGUGUUUUCUGUGAUGGCAUUGAACGUAACGAAAAUGGCAAUCAGCUGAAAGACAUGAUUGUCAGAGCUAAUAUUGUAAAGGAUGCAUUAGCUUACAUAGAGAACCACAUGCCAGUGAGUAAGAAGCUUGUAGUUGUGUGCAAUGAGGAGUGGAAGGAUUUCUUGGGACGACCUUCUCUUAAAUACAUACUCAGACUACUUACUGGGUUGGCAACAAAGCAUAGAGGAACACAGCAAGCAGUUGCUGCAACAUGUAUUCCAGCUAUUCAUAGACUUGAACAGAUCUCCUCUGAUGAACAUGUUGGUUCAGUAGCUGAAAAUUUACUUGAAGCUUUAAGAGAUGAUCCCAGUAUAGCUGUGCAGGUUCAAGAAGUGAGACGUCAGACACGGCAGGAAAAGAAACGUCUAGCAAUGGAGACACGCAAGAAGGAAUUAAGUCGGUUAGGACUUAGAGCUAAUGACAAGGAGCAGAUUACAUCACAGUCUACUUUAUUGUCACAAAUGGGGGAAAUAGCAGAAGAAAGUGGAUUGGUGUGUGCAAUAUGUUUGGAAGGUUAUCGGUGUCAGCCACAGAAAGUCUUGGCUGUGUACACCUUCAGCAAGCGUUGUGUGGUGGAUGAAUUUGAGAAUAAGCCUCACAAAACUCUUGGUUACUGCACUGUUUCACAUUUUAAUGUUGUGCAUGUUGAUUGCCAUCUUGCAGCAGUAAGGUCUUCUCAUUCUUCUCGAUCUAGGGAUGAAUGGGAGAGUGCUGCCCUUCAUAAUGCAAACACAAGGGCAAAUGGUCUCUUACCUCUCUGGGGACCACAGGUUCCCGAAUCAGCAUUUGCUUCAUGUUUAGCACGUCAUAAUACGUACUUACAGGAGUGUACAACUCAUAGGGAUAUAAGCUAUUCAUCAACUCUCCAUGACUUGAAACUUUUGCUAUUACGUUUUGCCAAUGAAAAAUCAUUCAGUGAUGACACGGGUGGAGGUGGUCGUCAGUCCAACAUGAAUUUAAUCCCCUAUAUACUACACAUGGCACUAUAUGUUAUCAAUACAACACGUUCUGCAAGCCGUGAAGAGAAAAAACUUGCCACUUUCCUUGAAGCUGGACGUGAGCGGUGGGUAGAAGUAGCUUAUGAGGCAGAGGGAGUGUUCUAUAUGGGUGUCCUGGCCUUAGCAGUUUACUCCCCAGCUCAGUGGACAAAAAUUAGAGUUGCAUACCUUCAGCGGCUGCUGGUUGUUGCACAUGCUCGUGCUGUCUCCCCUCAUCCUCCACAAGGAAAUAGGAUCACAGAUAAAUCAACAAAGGAUUGGGCAGUUUACAAGCAUGCUUGUAUAUUUUGGGCACUUGUGGAUGGCAUUUACAACAUGUUCUUUAAGAAGGCAAGUACUGAAGGGGAAUGGAGUGUAACAAUAGCUGAGUUUGUGCGUCAUAAUGACCAAGUGCUGGUCGAGGCUGCCUCUAAACUACUUGCAACAUACCAGGAGGAACUUCUUCCCAUUUCCUCUUUCAUGGAGUUUUGUGAUGUCAGUCUGCUUCACGAGAUUGAAAAUCCAGAUGAGUUCUUGACAGAACUACUUUUGAGUUUGCCGUGAUAAUUCCAGGUGUAGUGUGAAGAUCCUUUACCUUUGCACAGAGGAAACCUAGUUUAAAAUGCAAAAGAGUUUAUAAAGUUAUAUAUGUUAAAACUAUAACUCUUUCUUUCAACACACCGGCCGUAUCCCACCGAGGCGGGGUGGCCCAAAAGGAAAAACGAAAGUUUCUCCUUUUACAUUUAGUAAUAUAUACAGGAGAAGAGGUUACUAGCCCCUUGCUCCCGGCAUUUUAGUCGCCUCUUACAACACGCAUGGCUUACGGAGGAAGAAUUCUGUUCCACUUCCCCAUGGAGAUAAGAGGAAAUAAACAAGAAUAAGAACUAGAAAGAAAAUAGAAGAAAACCCAGAGGGGUGUGUAUAUAUGUGCUUGUACAUGUAUGUGUAGUGGGACCUAAGUGUAAGUAGAAGUAGCAAGACGUACCUGAAAACUUGCAUGUUCAUGAGACAGAAAAAAGGACACCAGCAAUCCUACCAUCAUGUAAAACAAUUACAGGCUUUCGUUUUACACUCACUUGGCAGGACGGUAGUACCUCCCUGGGCGGUUGCUGUCUACCAACCUACUACCUAGGUAAAACUAUAACUAUUUUAAAGAAUUUUCUGUUAUGGCCAAUUAAUAACACCUUUAUUAAUGUCCUAAAAAACCAUUUUACAGUGAUAAAUGCAAUUUUAAGUAUUAUCAUCCUACUUGCUUUAAUGAGCACCAAGAACAAGUCAAAGUACUGUGGCUGGAAUAUUUCAUAAAUAAUCUGUACUUGAGGGAACUAAAAAAUGACAAUUUUGGUCACUCCUGGACCAUUAUUAAGUAUUAACAAAAGAAAAUGCUGAGAAAAUAAAAUGGAUUGGGAGAGGGGAAGAAGGUAGCGGUAGUAAAAACAGUAGAAGAAAUAAUAGUAAUGGGAGUUACAACAAAUUGCAUUUGAGAGUGGAGUUCUCUGUUUCUCCAGUUCCAAAGGGUUUAAUAGGUACAAAGAGGAGUACUGCAGUAGAUGUAAGGGUCCAUGCUAGGAAAGUGGCAAACAAGCAAGACAGUCUGAAGACAGGAUACAUGAAGUACAUUAGACAGGUCAAGAGAAAUGAGAAGGCAAAGGUCAGGUCAAGGCAUGAGCAUUUUAAAUAUUAGAGCAUUUGAUAUUGUAUGAAAGGCUGGUGUCUAGUAAUAAAAUAGGGACUAUGAUUCAUGAUAGGAAUGCUGUGUAUAAGGACUGAAAAUCUGUUGAAGGCAGGAGGCAGCAGGAAAUGGAAAUACCUUUGACAAGUAUGAAUAAAGUGCAUUUGUAUAGAAAAAUGGUCCAGGAUGGACUGAAACAUCAUCUUAAGUGUAGGUUAUUUGUGUUCUGAUGAGCAUACCUUAAGUAAUAUAUGGCAAAGCAGGAUAAUAGAAUAUCAACAAUGAAUUGUUAAAAACGUUAAUUUGAACUGUUCACGAUGAGUUCAAGGGGUUUGUAGUAAAUGCAUAUGGCUCAGAUGAAUUGAAGUGAUUUGAAUUAAUGCAAAAUUGCUUUAACCGAUAACAUACUGUAAAUCAUUAAUUAGUGCUGUUUCCAAGGAAAAUUCUAUUCAGGUAAUUUUUACUUGGAAAAUCAAGUUUUAGUUAUUUUAUAUUGGUGACUUAUAUAUACUUGAUUAUGAAAGGUAGUUUGUAAGGAAGAAUAUUUGGAAAUACUGGUGGAUCCUAAAUGAGAA